GUUCCUUGGCCUGGCAAUACGUAUACUAUUCAAGUCAAAGGCUCUGGGGAAGUAAUCGCCACUUGGGUCGGGCAGGUGUAUGUUAGAGGCCCUGCUGGUAUUAUGAAGGAGACCACUCAUUGGCUUUGUGUCGAGGCCAAUGGCUAUUUCGGAUUCUUCAAUAAGUACACCAACAAAUAUCUAAGCUUUCAGGAUGACCUCGUGCCGACAGAUCGCAUGCAGGCAACAUCUACAUUCGGUUCUAGUCAAUUAUUUUUACCAAGAAGACAUCCCGAGGGAGGAUAUCAGCUUCUAGUACCAGCCAGCAACAAUACUUUAAAACAGGUAGCAACUCUCAACGAUGGUGAAACACUUAUAACGAGGCUGCAUGCUGGGGUCAUUUGGGAAUUUAUU
Trichoderma virens Gv29-8 is the source of this 393-nucleotide messenger RNA. RefSeq lists its product as uncharacterized. The annotation marks the transcript as partial. The record is from RefSeq and is a predicted model, not a curated record. NCBI's taxonomy places the organism in Eukaryota, Fungi, Ascomycota, Sordariomycetes, Hypocreales, Hypocreaceae. The transcript has a single exon.